Drosophila subobscura is the source of this 1785-nucleotide messenger RNA. RefSeq lists its product as uncharacterized. Lineage: Eukaryota; Metazoa; Arthropoda; Insecta; Diptera; Drosophilidae. The transcript is spliced from 2 exons. The record is from RefSeq and is a predicted model, not a curated record. The coding region runs from base 1 to 1785 and encodes 594 amino acids.
AUGAGGAUCCUGUGGCUAAGUUUGUGCCUCUGCAGCGGGAGCCUACUCUUGGUCGUGGGCCAACUGGGGUGGCAGCACCAUCCUGCAGCCAAGCAGAGUGCAGACGAGGAUAUCGGCGCUAUAUUGCAUAUACUCAAUGAACUUGUGGGUCGUUAUGGCGUUUGCAACUUUAUUACUUUCACGGGGCGCAUGGAUCUGAGGCCCUCGUUGCAGCAGCGUUUGAUGGAGAAGUUUCACACUCCGCUGUACGCUGUGGGAUCGAACUUGGGACCCCUCAACCGUCACUAUCUGAAGGCAAAUAAUAUGGUCAUCACUUUCUUCACCGGCCUGGACGAUCCGACGCUCUCUGCCGUCAGUGACACGCCGCUGAGUGAGACUGCUUCCACUUUUCUCUUUCUGCAUCGACCAGCCACGGAUGAGGAGGAGUUGAAGAACCUCAACCCCGCGGAGAUGAGAAUAUUCUUUACCUGGUGCCUGAACCGGCAUUUUGUCGUUUGCAUUCUGGUCUUCAGGCGUGAGAAGACGUACGAGGCAUGGGCAUACUAUUACAUCGCGAAUGUCUUGAACAUCCAGAAGCUGACCGAUCACAUCGGCACUUUCCAGAAUGUUCUCAGGCAGAAGAAUUACAGGUUACUGGUGCAGGUCAUCAACGAUCUGCCAAAUGUGUUUUGGUACAAUUCAACGGGAAACAUCAGAAUGGGUGGCAUCAUUGGUAUUAUGAUGCAGGAGUUUAUGCUCUACAUGAAUGCCACAAUGGACAUCCUGCCCAUGGAGGGGCGGCAGACCUCUGAUUACAUAAUGGCAAAGAACUCUGGCGGUCGUAUUGUGGAUGUGGCAGCCAAUCUGGUGGACGAUUCCAGCCUUUCGGAGACGUGUCCAGUGUUGACCGACUCGAGGAUUUGUCUGUUGGUGCCGCAUCGAGUGCCAGCGCUGUGGUCUAGCUACGUUUUUUAUAUUUUCGGUACAAGCCUUAAUAUUUCCUUCUUCGUGUUUAUCCUGUUCUACACUGCCAUCAAGUACCUGGCCAAUGACCGGCGCUCGCUGACGGGAGCACUUUUGAGCGCCCUGCGGCUAGCAUUGGGCAUUCCCAUGCCUAACAGGGAGUUUCUUCGGCUACGUUUGCCGGAGAAAUUCAUUGAAGUGUUUUCAUUCCUCGGCACGGCCAUGUAUAUCAGUGUUACUGGCAGCUUAUUGGCCUCAAGACUCACCUCUGGUGCAUUUAAGCCAGCCGUCACGAAUCUGGCCACCUUGCAAGCCAGCGACCUCCUCAUUAUGACCGAUGAUCCCACCGUGCCGCUGCUCUUCCAGCAGAAUCAUUUGCCACGCAGUCUGGCCGAUCGUCUGCAGCUCGUGGACUCGAAGACAAAAUUCCAGCACUUUAUGCAUUUGAACUACAGCUAUGCCUACGUGGUGAAUACACCCAACUGGCGUACCAUGAGCCUCUACCAGCAGCACCUCAAAGUGCCCAAGUUCCGCCUGAUCGGAGAUGAGCUUUGCACCGCAGCGCGACUCCUGCGUCUGCCCAUCUCCACGGAGUCGCCGCUGAGGUUCUUCUUUAGUAACUUUUACAAUCGGAUCUUUGAGUCGGGCCUGCUGUUAAAAUGGCACCAAAUGGGCUUUGACCACUUUCGCGCCUUCGUGGACUUCAAGCAGCUGCCACUGGACACGAAUAACUAUCAGCCAUUGCCGCUGUCAUUUUUCACGCCUUGCGCUUGGAUCUAUGUGGUCGGAGUGCUACUGAGCAUCUUAUCGCUGAUCAUUGAGCGUCUAGUCCGGGCCACUUAG